AUGUGCUCUGCUGAAAUGCCUAUUGCGUAGGAAAUGUCAUCAUGCAAUGUUUUCUGUGGAAACUCAACAGCUAGCUAAGGUUAGAGCUCCUGAACUCACACACGUGUUUAAGUUAUUAUUUUUGUCUUUUAUAGCCUGAGAGUAGUGUGUCUGUACAUGGGAGGCUUCGUUAACGCAGAGACGCUGUAGCAGAAGACAGUAUGAGUCGUCAAAGUCCUGCAGCCAGUAAUGGCAUUACCCCUCUUCAGCAGAUGGUGGCGUCCUGCUCCGGAGCCAUCAUCACAUCUCUGUUUGUUACUCCUUUGGAUGUCGUGAAGAUCAGACUGCAAGCUCAGAAAAAUCCCUUCCCCAAAGGGAAAUGCUUUGUUUACUGCAAUGGACUUAUGGACCACAUAUGCGUGUGUGAAAAUGGAAACACUAAGGCCUGGUACAAAGCCCCCAGUCACUUCAAUGGCACACUGGAUGCCUUCGUCAAAAUAGUGCGCCAAGAAGGAACAAAGGCAUUAUGGAGCGGUCUACCUCCAACCCUUGUUAUGGCAGUCCCAGCUACCGUGAUCUACUUCACGUGCUACGACCAGCUGUGUUCAGCGCUGCGGGUCAGGAUGGGAGACUACUCUCAGGAGGCUCCUCUCCUGGCAGGAGCGGUCGCUAGAGUGGGUUCGGCGACAGUGAUCAGCCCUCUGGAGCUGAUCCGUACGCAGCUGCAGUCGCAGAAACAGUCGUACAGGGAGCUGACUGACUGCAUCCGCUCUGCAGUGCAGUCAGAGGGCUGGCUGUCUCUGUGGAGAGGCUUGGGACCCACGCUCCUGCGAGACGUGCCCUUCUCAGCCAUGUACUGGUACAACUACGAGAAGAGCAAGAGCUGGCUGUGUGAGCGCUCUCACACCAGAGAACCCACCCUUACCAUCACCUUUGUAUCAGGAGCGAUGUCUGGCUCUAUUGCGUCCAUUGUGACUUUACCCUUUGAUGUCGUCAAAACGAGAAGGCAGCUGGAGCUGGGAGAGCUACAAGCAAAGAAUUUGUCAUGUCAGGCCUCCUCCUCCUCCUCCACCUUCAGCGUGAUGAGCAGGAUUGUGGCGCAGGGCGGGUUUAGUGGACUGUUUGCAGGUUUCAUCCCGAGGUUGAUCAAAGUGGCUCCAGCCUGCGCCAUCAUGAUCAGCAGUUAUGAGUUCGGAAAAACUUUUUUCCGCAAACACAACGAGGAGAGGACACUCAGGCCACUGCAGGACACGAACGCUUGAUAUAUUCCCUGUCAUUUCUCUGCAAACCAACCAGAACUACUGCUAGAGUUUACCUCUGGAGGGGGGGGGAGUAUAAGUGUAAAUGAACAAAAUUAUGAACUACUUUACCCUUUCUGAGUACAAAGAUUUAUAUUAAAUUAUUAGAAUUAGUAUUUAUAAUGUAUUCUAUGAUUUGAUGCGAUAGAUCCUGUGUGUAGUAAUGAAAAGAAGUGAUGUUUUCAUCAGUGUUCAAAUCAAAUGCUUUUUGAUGAAUUGAACUGCCAGCAGAUGGCACCCCAGUGUUGUUAAUCUGUAUUUUUUUUUAAAGAUCGAGUGCACUGUG
Gymnodraco acuticeps is the source of this 1563-nucleotide messenger RNA. It is a transcript of the gene slc25a40, whose product is annotated as solute carrier family 25 member 40. The transcript is spliced from 10 exons. The record is from RefSeq and is a predicted model, not a curated record. Gene Ontology annotation, biological process: mitochondrial transmembrane transport. The coding region runs from base 201 to 1241 and encodes 346 amino acids. Lineage: Eukaryota; Metazoa; Chordata; Actinopteri; Perciformes; Bathydraconidae.